AUGGCGGCUCCAGCUAGAGCUCGACUUUUCACACUCUUGCUGCUCGCAGCUGCCGGUUGGGUGUCGGCCAUGGCUUCUAAUGACACCGUCCCCUCCACCACGUCGUCGUCUCCGGCACCAACCGGGUGGCUAAAGGCGCAUGCCACGUUCUAUGGAGGCGCUGAUGCCUCGGACACCAUGGGCGGCGCGUGCGGGUACGGCAACCUCUACUCCCAGGGCUACGGCACGCGGACGGCGGCGCUGAGCACGGUGCUCUUCAACGACGGCGCCUCGUGCGGGCAGUGCUACAAGAUCGCGUGCGACCGCAAGAGAGCCGACCCGAGGUUCUGCAAGCCCGGCGUCGGCCACCAACUUCUGCCCGCCCAACUUGGCGCUGCCCGAUGGCGGGUGGUGCAAUCAGCAGCGCCCACACUUCGACAUGGCGCAGCCGGCCUGGGAGAAGAUCGGCGUCUACAGCGGUGGCAUCAUCCCCGUCAUGUACCACAGUACCAGAGGUCUUUCAUUAAUUUAUUUCCUACUUCUUCCUAG
Miscanthus lutarioriparius is the source of this 528-nucleotide messenger RNA. The record is from the annotation of a GenBank genome assembly. Lineage: Eukaryota; Viridiplantae; Streptophyta; Magnoliopsida; Poales; Poaceae.